This is a messenger RNA of Penicillium coprophilum, 1110 nucleotides long. RefSeq lists its product as uncharacterized. The record is from RefSeq and is a predicted model, not a curated record. Gene Ontology annotation, molecular function: oxidoreductase activity. The annotation marks the transcript as partial. NCBI's taxonomy places the organism in Eukaryota, Fungi, Ascomycota, Eurotiomycetes, Eurotiales, Aspergillaceae. The transcript has 3 exons.
AUGGAAGCUACAUCCUAUGAAGGCGUCGUUGUGGGAGCUGGGCCCGGCGGACUAGCCACACUUGCAACACUGCUCGAUAUUGGAGUCAGGAACAUCCUUUGGGUGGAUAGAACUUUUGGAGGCGGGAGAUUGAAUGAACUAUACCGGGAAAUAUCAUCUAACACCAAAAUUGGUAUUUACCUAGACGCAAUCUACGCUUCGCCUACCUGCCGUUCAAUCAUUGAAUCUACCCCUGCAUCCAAUGCAAUUACAAAACUGGAGUCUUUGGACAGAGAAUCGACUUGUCAGCUCAGUUUGGCCGGUGAUAUGAUUUGCAUGCUAAGGGAUGGGCUUCUCAAAUGCCCAGAAGUGGAGAUGAAAGAAGAGACUUGGACAGUCUCAAUGGCUGAUGCCGAGGUCAAGAGUAAGCGUGUGUUUCUCUGCACCGGUUCUCAUCCAAAGUCCGCCUCGCUACAUCAAGCAAUCAACCCCAAUCUAACCGUCCUUGAUGUGGACGAAUGUAUGCGCCGCUCAAGACUGCCGUCGGUGCUUCCAGAAGACUCCAAGUCAGUUGUGGCAGUCGUAGGAAACUCCCACUCUGGAAUUUUGUGCUGCUGGAACUUGUACGACAUUUCCAAAUCUGAUCAACGCGAUGUCAAAACCUUCAACUUCCGCAGACGGCCUAUCACGUACGCUGUAUACACCAAGGAUGGGAUAAUAUUUGAUAAUUCUGGUCUAAAAGGCAAGACGGCAGAAUGGGCAAAGAAUGUCAUGGAGAACCAGCUGGAUCAUACCCGACUCGAAGAGAUUGAUUUGGGGAAGAACGAAGACUCAGUCUAUCGAGAAUUUCUUCCCAAAUGCACGCACAUCGUCUAUGCGAUUGGCUAUCAGCGGUCAUCACUGCCGAAGAUAUACAUCAACGGUCAACGGAAAGAAACGGAGAUUGAAUUUGACAUGCAUUCCUCUGGAUUCCAUCUUCGAGGCGGAAGUGAGAGAGUUACUGGACUUUACGGUAACGGCAUUGCAUUCCCCCAGCUGGUUCAAGACCCUGAAGGGCACAUAGAAGAAGCGGUGGGAGUUGCGAAGUUUUUCAGUUUUGCAGAGAAGGUGAAGGAAAACUGGCGUCAUAUC